AUGCCAGCAAUCUUACCGAUCCCCUACGAGAAUGUAGAUGAUGUGCUCCCGGUGGACCAUGAGGAGACAGAUUUUUUCCCAUAUGCUGACCGGAUUGUACUCAAACUAAAUAGAGAAAUUGAAGACGGUCGCAGCCAUAUAUGCUACUCCAACCCACAUAACGAUCAAGUUGGAUUUCAACGCUUCCAAUGUGACUCCAGGCACCCUCCGGCAGGGGAUCCCAAGCCUUUCAAUGGUUUCGACCAUCAUACCUUCGAUUUCAAACGACCUUCGUCUGCAAACCCGUACAAUUCUCCCUGGUCGCCUGGAGCUUUAUCUAGCUCUCCCUCGGGCAAGGUCAAGAUCCCUUUCAGAUGGUUCUACAAUUCCAUACAAUGGCUCCGUAGAUUUCUAGGAAUAGAUACAUUACCUGUACAUCAACCUUUGGUCUACCAAGUCUAUUGCGAUAGCUACAUACAUACCGGCAAUCUUUGGGACGUGUAUCGAGGAACCAUCAGAACCAUCGGUUCAAAUCUAGAUCAAUCGGUAUCCAAGAAAGUCGUGAUCAAGCUCACAAACCCCAAUGAGUUUCUGUUACAUACUCCGCAAACGCUGCCAUGGAACCCUUAUGAUCGAAACGCCUAUAAACACACCACAGAAUCAGCUCAGAAAGCCGUUUUGAAGGAAGAUUAUAUAUACCGUCAUGUACUGGUAUCUGAGCAAGGAUCAGUCGUACCAUUGUAUUUCGGUACUUUCGCUUGGUUCCCUGUUGGUCGUGCUAGUAACUCACCUAAAGUGAUCAUGCAAAUAUCAGAGGAUGUGGGUGAGCUGUUAUAUCCUGAUAAAUUACGAAUCUCACUGGAACCUGCCUUUAUCCGGCAAAAGAUUUACGAUCUGUACCAAGAGGCGAUCUACAAGAAUCACGCUCUGCAUGGAUCCGUCUUCACACGUCAUAUAAUGCAAAGACCAAACGGUCAGCUUGCUCUGGUAGAUUUUCAAAAUGCGAUUGGUCAUGCGAAUAAAAAACCCUUGGGUCAUGAAUAUUCCUAUCGGAUAGAAGAGGAAGAAGGAGAAUCAUCUUAUCUCCUUUUAUGGUACGAAUACGAGGAUGGGAAGGUCGUCGUGCUCUAG
This is a messenger RNA of Kwoniella mangroviensis CBS 8507, 1110 nucleotides long. RefSeq lists its product as uncharacterized. The transcript has 3 exons. Bases 1 to 1110 code for a protein of 369 amino acids. The record is from RefSeq and is a predicted model, not a curated record. NCBI's taxonomy places the organism in Eukaryota, Fungi, Basidiomycota, Tremellomycetes, Tremellales, Cryptococcaceae.